AUGUCGUCGGGUACUUACACGCUAUUCGACAUCCCUACCAAGGCGCCGCGAAGGUGCUGGUCGAUGAACACCUGGAGGACAAGAUUGCUCCUCAAUUACAAGGGUCUUGACUACAAGACAGAAUGGGUUGAAUACCCAAACAUCCGGCCUCGCCUGAACCAGCAUGUCUCCCCAAAUGAACAAGGUGUUCAGUUCACGCUUCCGGCUAUACAAAUGCCGGACGGCUCCUACGUGAUGGACUCAUACAAGAUCGCCGAGAUUAUUGAGGAAAAGCAUCCAGAGCCGAGCUUACCUCUGGACCAGCCGCUGCUGCUCAAAUUCCGAAAGAUCCUCAUAGAAUUCAUGGGUGCGCUCACGCCAAUCUACGUCCCCGGGGUAGCGCAGCGCAUCCUCGGCGAUGAGAGCAUUGACUACUUCCUCAAGACCCGCCAAGAGGAUGUAGGGAUGCCUCUGUACGAAUACGGAAAGCUUCGCGGCCCUGGAUCGUUUGACAGAGCUGAGCCGUUUGCGCGCCAGAUGACGGAACUUCUGAAGGAGACUCGCUCAGGACCAUAUUUCUUGGGCGAUCGACUCACAUACGUUGACUUCAUCUGGGCCGGCAUUUUGUUGUUCUUCAAGUGCCUGGGUGAUGACGAGUACCAGGAAAUACUGAAACGAAGCGGGGAUGCUGAGGCACACACUAGCUUCUUGGAAUCACUCAGCGCGUGGACGGAACGAGAUGACUAG
Purpureocillium lilacinum is the source of this 726-nucleotide messenger RNA. RefSeq lists its product as uncharacterized. NCBI's taxonomy places the organism in Eukaryota, Fungi, Ascomycota, Sordariomycetes, Hypocreales, Ophiocordycipitaceae. The record is from RefSeq and is a predicted model, not a curated record.